Anopheles moucheti is the source of this 2344-nucleotide messenger RNA. RefSeq names its product mitoferrin (gene mfrn). NCBI's taxonomy places the organism in Eukaryota, Metazoa, Arthropoda, Insecta, Diptera, Culicidae. Gene Ontology annotation, molecular function: ferrous iron transmembrane transporter activity. Bases 914 to 2146 code for a protein of 410 amino acids. The record is from RefSeq and is a predicted model, not a curated record. Gene Ontology annotation, cellular component: mitochondrial membrane. The transcript is spliced from 3 exons. Gene Ontology annotation, biological process: iron import into the mitochondrion.
AAUCGUGUGUGUGUGUGGAAAAGUAAAUCAUUACCCAGAAAAACUUGCACAAAAUGCGUGUUAUAACUUGUGAUCCGUCUUUGGAUGAAUAGUUUUGGAUCUGCCGUUCAAAAUCAUAUGUUAGUGUUGAUUGCUGGGCGAUAGAAAUCACGUUUCUCGGUUCAGUGCUCCACCUCCAACAACCACGUUGAAAAGAAGAAGAAGAAGGAGAAGAAGUCAAUAUUACGUGAUAACACACAUUUGGCAGCUAGCGAAAAGAAACUUGUACCGUGCAGGCGGCCUCCGGAAACGCUUCUCAGGACAUCUAACGCAACGAGUGCACAGCGUGCUGGAACUCCGGUGACCGUGUUCCAGAACCUCUUGCCGGGGGAACGUUGUGAGAACGCUACAUUUGGACCGCCUUGGCUGCGGUACAAUCGGUCUAUCCGCAGUAUUUCCACUACCAUCUUACCGAUAUCAAAGUUGCUGAAAGAGCAGCACGUUUGCUGGACAAUUAUCGAUCGAUGACGUGUAUUACAUGAGCAACUGACGGUUCCUAAAGAUCACAAUCAGCCAACUGUUUUUUUGUAAUAAGGAGUGUGGUGUACGAUCGACAGUGGCGGGGACAGUGGAUGCAUUCUACAAUACUGGCCAUACUUAAUGGUACAAUAGGGGUGUUGUUUCUGUCUGCAAAGAGCGUUUAAAGACGUUUCAGAUUAAGCCGGAAGGAUCAGCUUUGUGGAAUGAUGCUGGCCGUCUAACGAUAAGAGAGAUAAAUCAUUACGCCCGUGGGCACAUCUUACGAAGUGCCACGUUUAAAUUGGAUACAGUACCGUACAACCGAACCUUGGUUUGUGGAGGCGUUUAUCGCGGAAAGGGGAAGAGCAUAGCAACGAACUAGCGCCACAUACCGACCAACCAUCAAGUAUAUGUCAUGAAUUCGGACGAAUAUGAACAGCUGCCGACGUCGAGUGUGCCGGCCAUCAUGACGGCCGGUGCGAUAGCCGGCGUGAUGGAGCAUUGCGUCAUGUACCCGCUGGACUCGGUGAAAACCCGCAUGCAAUCGCUCACACACAUGAAGGCUCACGACACAAUCACGUCGACGCUGCGCGACAUGAUUAAGAACGAGGGCGUGAUGCGUCCGUUUCGGGGCGUGAUGGCGGUGGUGGCCGGUGCCGGACCGGCCCACGCACUGUACUUCGGUGCGUACGAGUGCUCGAAGGAGAUGAUCGCAACAAUUUCGGAUCGGGAUCACCUGAACUACAUGCUAUCGGCAACCGCGGCAACACUUGUGCACGAUGCCGUCUCCAAUCCGGCGGAUGUGGUAAAGCAACGGCUACAGAUGUACAACUCACCGUACAGAUCGAUCCUGCACUGUGCCACCCAGGUGUACCGGACGGAGGGUUUGCGAGCGUUCUAUCGAUCGUACUCGACGCAGCUCGUCAUGAACAUACCCUACUCGGCGAUCCAGUUCCCGACGUACGAGUUCUUCCAGAAGCUGCUCAAUAAAGACAAUAAAUACAAUCCCCCUGUACAUAUGGUGGCGGGUGGGGCGGCCGGAGCAGCCGCAUCCGCCCUCACCACCCCGCUCGAUGUUUGCAAGACGCUGCUGAACACGCAGGAGGACGGUGCCGGUAAAACGCGGGGGCUCGUAGAGGCGGCGAAGAAAAUUUACCACACGGCCGGCAUGAUGGGCUUCUUCAAGGGGAUGCAAGCGCGCGUACUGUACCAGAUGCCGGCCACCGCGAUCUGCUGGUCCACGUACGAAUUCUUCAAGUACAUCCUUUCGCGCGUGAAGAAACCGGUUGGGUCGACGGGCGGUGGGAGCACACGGGCGAUAGCGGUCGCUGACGACGACAAAACGCCAACGAUAACCGAUCUGCGGUACAUGAUACCGGCGAGCGCUUCCGUGAGUGCCGAAGCGUCCCCGACCGGGUGCAGCGGUGUGAACAGUGCCAGCCUGCUGAUCCGAAGUCAGGAGCGCGACGGUGCGGGUGGUUCGGUGGGCAGCGACAAUAAGGGUGGUGGCAGCCCGGCCGGGUUGAUUCCACGCGGUGGCCCCGAACUGCCGGCCAUGUCGGGCGCCGGUAUUUACGGCGCGAUGAGCUACAACACGAUGCACUCGAAUGAUACAAACCACCUAACCGACGUCCGACGGACGAACUAGAAGCCUGAAGAAGGGAGAACAGCAGACAACAGCAACCGACGUCCGGCACUCGAAGUGCGGUGGCGGUGUGUUGAUAAGUUAAUAAUAUUGUUGGUUUAGCGUUUUUAGAAGAAGCAUAAAAACAAAAAAAAAGGAGAAAAAAGAAAACAGCAAAUCGACGAUCAGCGCAACGUCUAUUGGAAGGAAGGAAGGAAGCGA